Epithele typhae is the source of this 1194-nucleotide messenger RNA. RefSeq lists its product as uncharacterized. The transcript is spliced from 2 exons. Bases 1 to 1194 code for a protein of 397 amino acids. The record is from RefSeq and is a predicted model, not a curated record. Lineage: Eukaryota; Fungi; Basidiomycota; Agaricomycetes; Polyporales; Epitheliaceae.
AUGAGUGGACGGAGCAGUGUACGUAUGCCUUUCGACUCGUUCGACGACAUCGCCCCUUGCCUCCACAUAGUGCAGUGUCUCCAGAUUGGUCCCGUCAGUCGUCGAGAUUGGUCUUCCUCGGCGUUGCAACAACUGCUUAUAUCCCGGAUGCCUGCCCUCAAAUCCCUCGAUAUGACCGUACACUACCCUGGAGACCCAAGUCUGAGGAGCGAAAGGCUUGCGCAAGUAUCCCUCCCAAACAGCCUGUUUCCCGGGCUCGUCCAGAUUUCCUUGCAAGGCUUCAACUUCCCCUCCCUUGGAAUUCUCUCUCAGCUUCAGAGCUUGACACUCGGUCCCUGUCGCUCUUCAGAGUCGUUCCUUGACGGGACUGUGCUCACCCAUUCCCUGUCGCAGUGUGUCAAUCUUCGCGAGCUCCGGAUCAAAGAGUUUCUCGGGCUGGUCACGUUCUCAGACACCCUUCCCACAUAUAUCACUUGGACCCUUCCUUCUCUGCGCACCCUCGACAUUGCGGAUGACUACGACAAGAUCGCCCCACUUCUCCGGUUCGCCAUACUCCCUGUCUGCACUUCUGUGACCCUUACCGACAUGAAGCCACUGCUCCUCUGCGACCCGAUACCGCCGUUCGUCCGACUCCUUCCGCCCCGCACGCGGAGCCUCCACUCCCUCCUGCCAUUCGCAGUCACCCGACUCAGCGUCGCGGUCGAAGGCGGGUACGUCGUCAUCUCCGGCACGGACCCCUCGAGCGACCCAGCCCACCGCGUCGCGCUGCGCAUGCGCGCGCAGCCGACCCUGUUCAGCAUCGCCGUGUCCUCGCUGGAAGGCCUCUUCGCGGAACCGCGGGGACGCGUGCGCGAGCUCGAGCUGGACAUCGUCGACGACGACGGGAUCGACCUCCUCAGCUGGGUGGACCAGUUCGCGCGCUUCCCGGGCGUGCGCUCGUUCACGCUGCGGUCGCGGAUGCGCGAGCACGAGCUGCCCUCCGCGUGCGUGGACGCACUGGCGCUGGGGGCCCACCAGGGAGGGGCCUUUAGUCAGCUUGCGGAGCUUCGGAUUGCUGGGGUGCGCGUCGAUUGCGAUGUUGUCCAGCGGCUUGCAGGGGUGCUGGCCCGGCGCGCGCCCUUGGGAUUCCCUCAACUUGAUGUGUCGUACGGUGCACGAAGGAGGUGGAAGGGAAGUGGCUGUCGAAACAAAUAG